Penaeus monodon (black tiger shrimp) is the source of this 1140-nucleotide messenger RNA. RefSeq lists its product as uncharacterized. Lineage: Eukaryota; Metazoa; Arthropoda; Malacostraca; Decapoda; Penaeidae. The record is from RefSeq and is a predicted model, not a curated record. Gene Ontology annotation, biological process: DNA integration. Gene Ontology annotation, molecular function: nucleic acid binding. The transcript is spliced from 4 exons.
AUGGUUCGGCGGAAGGCCUCAGGUACUACAACACCUCACGCCCCACGACUGUGCUCACGGACUACAGCUGAAAAGGGGUCGGGUUCCUCAUCAUGCAACAAUAUUGCCAGCUGCGCGAAUUUAACCUUCGUCACCGACCACAAGGCCCUCACCAAGAUCUUCGGCAACAGAAAACUUAAAGACAUUAAUAACCCCCGACUCCUUAACCUGAAGGAGAGGACAUCAAUGUAUAACUUUCGUGUCAAAUACAUGCAUGCUCCUUCUGAACCCACAGAAGGACUCGUACCCACGCCUCCACCUCAGUAUCCAUUUCAGUAAGUGGUGGCAGAUCUAUUCUAUCUAGACGGCAACUCAUACAUUGCCUAUGCAGACAGGCUGACAGGCUGGUUGGAGGUGGAACACAUUUCAGGAGAGACCACCAGCUCCCGCCUCAUCAGUGCUUUCCGUCAGUGGUUCAGGAGACUAGGCAUCCCCGAGGAGCUGUCAUGCGACGGAGGCACUAACCUCACCAGUCAUGAGUCCAGAACCUUCUUCAGCACAUGGUGCGUUAAGCUAAGGAUCUCCUCAGCACACUACACCCAGUCGAACGGGCGAGCAGAUGCGGCAGUCAAGUCGGCGAAGAGGCUGCUAAGAGGUAACAUCUCCCGCGGAGGCUCCCUGGACACCGACGACAUCACCAGGGCGCUUAUGCAAUACCUAAACACACCCCUUCAAGGGUUGGACACGUCUCCAUCGCAGCUGCUGUUAGGCAGGCAACUACGGGACGCCAUACCAGUGGAAAAGUCACGGUAUUUAAUCACAAACUCAUUGCUUCGUCAUUACCAGACAGCCCAUAACCUUGCCCCUCUCAAACCGGGACAUCAGGCACAGAUUCAGAACCCUGUCACUGGGCGGUGGGAUCGGUCGAGAACAGUGGUGGAGCUGACUGCGCCACGACAAUACUUGCUGAGGUUGGACGGCAGCGACAGAGCCACGAUCAGAAACAGACGUCAUCUUCGCCUUCGAGGUAGCGAGCCCCAGACAGGUGCUCCACAAGAGCUACAAAGCACUGUGUCAAGCCACCCCUCAACCCCCAGACCCCGGCGUAACAGGCGCCCUCCAAGACACCUGAAUGACUAUUAUAUGAAUUCCCCCAUUUAA